Cylicocyclus nassatus is the source of this 279-nucleotide messenger RNA. The record is from the annotation of a GenBank genome assembly. Lineage: Eukaryota; Metazoa; Nematoda; Chromadorea; Rhabditida; Strongylidae.
AUGACACUCAGCUACUUCACAUUGUCUGCAGAGAAAGACAUGAAAGCAGAGGGCCAAUGGAGCAUAACUUUCGGCGACCCAAGGUGGGACCACUCAACACUCGGUGUGUCAAGAAAAUCCCACAGAGACUUUUACAAAGUCAGGACCUUCCUUCUCAACAAAAUUGAAGUGAGGGCAAUUUCCUAUUAUAUGCGAAGAGAGACGACAAAGAAAACUCUGACAAAGAGAAAUGCAGCACUACUUUCACAGCGCAACGCAAUUUUUUCGAAUCCCAGAUAA